Messenger RNA from Corythoichthys intestinalis (scribbled pipefish), 1556 nucleotides. It is a transcript of the gene ergic2, whose product is annotated as ERGIC and golgi 2. The record is from RefSeq and is a predicted model, not a curated record. The transcript has 13 exons. Lineage: Eukaryota; Metazoa; Chordata; Actinopteri; Syngnathiformes; Syngnathidae. Gene Ontology annotation, cellular component: endoplasmic reticulum; membrane; COPII-coated ER to Golgi transport vesicle. The coding region runs from base 261 to 1406 and encodes 381 amino acids. Gene Ontology annotation, biological process: retrograde vesicle-mediated transport, Golgi to endoplasmic reticulum; endoplasmic reticulum to Golgi vesicle-mediated transport.
UUAUGCCGCGACGGCUUUCACAUUACUGUAAACCUGAUUCACAACUAUCAUUUUGAUUUUUGCGACUCUCUGGAGAAUAAAUGUAUUAGAUUUAUCCAAAACCCCUCAACUUCACAGUCGGACUCGCUUUUACAACCAUGUUUACUUAAACGGCGAGCAGACCAGCAAUUAUGCUGCUACGCGUCAGUCAGUCAGUUUGGUGAUAAUAAUAAUAAUAAUAAUAAUAAAAACAUCCGGCGACCUUCUUUUACAAACACAAGAUGAGAAGACUGAACAAAAAGAAAGCUCUAACGCUGGUCAGAGAGUUGGACGCCUUCCCCAAAGUACCCGAGAGCUACGUGGAGUCGUCAGCCAGCGGCGGCACAGUGUCAAUAAUUGCGUUCAGUGCCAUGGCUGUGCUAGCCUUCCUGGAGUUUUUUGUCUAUAGGGACACUUGGAUGAAAUACGAGUACGAGGUUGACAAAGACUUUAGCAGUAAACUGAGGAUAAACAUCGACAUGACUGUGGCCAUGAGAUGCCAGUAUAUAGGAGCCGAUGUUCUGGAUUUAGCCGAGACCAUGGUUGCUUCUGAUGGCCUUAAGUACGAAGCGGUCAACUUUGAGCUGUCGCCACAGCAAAAAAUUUGGCACAUGACUCUUCUUCACAUCCAAGAGCGCCUACGAGUAGAACAUUCUUUGCAGGAUUUAAUCUUCAAGAGUGCCAUGAAAGGAUCUCCACCCGCUGAGUCCAGAAGUGUGGACAGCAGCACGUCUCUUAACGCCUGCCGCAUUCAUGGACAUCUCUAUGUCAACAAAGUGGCGGGAAACUUCCACAUCACUGUUGGAAAGUCCAUUCCUCAUCCACGAGGCCACGCCCACCUAGCGGCUCUCGUCAGCCAUGAUAGUUUUAACUUUUCCCACCGCAUUGAUCACUUGUCGUUCGGAGAAGACAUCCCGGGCGUCAUCAGCACGCUGGACGGCACAGAGAAAGUCACCACCGACGCCAACCACAUGUUCCAGUACUUCAUCACCAUCGUCCCCACCAAACUGAAUACGUACAACGUGGCGGCCGACAUGCAUCAGUAUUCGGUCACCGAGAGGGAACGCACCAUCAACCACGCGGCGGGCAGCCAUGGUAUUUCGGGGAUUUUCAUGAAGUACGACAUGAGCUCCCUGAUGGUGAAAGUGAGCGAGCAGCACAUGCCGCUUUGGAAGUUUUUGGUACGGCUGUGCGGUAUCGUGGGAGGCAUCUUUUCCACCACAGGCAUGCUGCACAGCGUGAUGGGCUUCGUAGUGGACGUGGUCUGCUGUCGCUUUCAAAUGGGAAUCUAUAAACCCCUCAAGUCACAGGAGGACCACCCUAUGAAAAUGCAAGAGGAGCAAGCGGCGCCCCCUGCUGACAUCAACUUGAGUCAGCCAGUCAGCUGACAGGUGGAAAAUAAUUUGAACAUUCAUAAUUAAAGCCAAAUUUAAAAUUCCAAUAAAUUUCUUUAAAAAAACAAACAAAAAAAACACAAUACAACACAAAAUGUGCCUAUGUGUAAAUGUUUAUUAAAUAAAAUCUCCUCGCUCUCUGUG